AUGGUCAGAAGAAACAGUAAUGCCCCUACACAUCCUGUCAUUGGUACCAUAGAUAUUGGUACCACCUCCGCCAGAGCCAUCUUAUUCAAUGAUAAAGGUGAAGAAUUAGCUAAACAUCAAAUCGAAUACAGUACAAGUGCUUCAGAAGCCCCAGAUGAAAGUUCAAAUACUGAUCAAUUCAGAAGAAGAUCUUCUUUAAUGAGACAUAAUCAACCUAUUUUCACUGCUGAAGGGGUAGCUAUCUCCAUUAAUGAUGAUAUUGAAAUUGAAAACAAUAAAGCCAGUGUUGGACCAACUUUAAGAUUCCCUCAACCUGGAUGGGUUGAAUGUAUGCCAGUUCAUAUUUUAGCCAAUGCAGUUCAAUGUCUUAUUGCUUGUUUAAUCACUUUAAGAAAGAUUAAUCUGAAUCCUAACUUGAAAACAAAAUAUAGAGUCAAAUGUAUUGGUAUUGCUAAUAUGAGAGAAACAACUAUUGUUUGGUCAAGAAAGACAGGUAAACCUUUAAGUAAUGGGAUUGUUUGGACUGAUACUAGAACUUCAGAAAUCGUCCAACAUUUAGAGAAAUUAAUCGAUGAUGAUAAGAAGAAAGAAUUAAGAGAAAAGACAGGUUUACCAUUAUCGACAUAUUUCUCAGCAGCUAAAUUGAGAUGGUUAUUAGAUAAUGAUGAUAUUAUUAGAGAAGAAUAUGAAAAGGGUGAUGGGAACUUAAUGUUUGGUACUAUUGAUACUUGGUUAAUUUAUCAUAUGACUAAAGAAAAGAGUUUCUUAACUGAUAUUUCCAAUGCUUCUAGAACUUAUUUCAUGGAUAUUGAAACUGGAGAAUAUGAUGAUGAAUUAUUAGAAUUUUGGGGGGUUGAUCCUUCUAAGAUUAGAUUACCAAAGAUUGUUUCAAGUUCAGAAUUCUAUGGAUCUUUUGCUUCACCUAAUUUCCAAAAUUUAGGGUUCCAUAAUAAAAUUACUAAUGAAGCUUAUGAAAUUUUGAAAACUAUCACUGGUGUACCGAUCUGUGGGUGUCUUGGAGAUCAAUCUGCAUCAUUAGUUGGACAAUUGGCUUUUAAAUCUGGUAGUGCUAAAUGUACUUAUGGUACUGGAGCUUUCUUAUUAUAUAAUACUGGUACUAAGAAAUUAAUUUCAUCUCAUGGGGCUUUAACUACCAUUGGUUAUUGGUUUAAGCAUCUUCAAGGUGAAGAUAAUAAACCUCAUUUUGCUUUAGAAGGUUCAAUUGCUGUUGCGGGAUCGAUUAUUCAAUGGUUAAGAGAUAAUUUGAAAUUAAUUGAAAAUGCUAAAGAUAUUGGACCGUUAGCAUCGCAAGUUCCAAAUAGUGGUGGAGUUGUAUUUAUUCCAGCAUUUUCUGGAUUAUACGCACCUUAUUGGAAUGGAGGGGCAAGAGGUACAGUUUUUGGUAUGACUCAAUAUACUUCAUCAAGUCAUAUAGCCAGAGCAGCUUUAGAAGGUGUUUGUUUCCAAGUUAGAGCUAUUUUAAGAGCUAUGGCAGGAGAUGCUGGAGCCAGUGAAGAUUUCUUAGAAACUGCGUUAUCAAGUCAAAAUGAAUCUAAACCUUUAAGUUCUUUAGCAGUUGAUGGAGGGAUGUCUAAAGCUGAUGAAGUUUUACAAAUUCAAGCCGAUAUUUUAGGUCCUUGUGUUACAGUUAAAAGAGCUCCAAUAUCUGAAUGUACAGCUUUAGGAGCUGCUAUAGCUGCCGGUCUUGGGUUUGAAGAUGAAGAAGAUAGAGUUUGGUCUUCAUUAGAUGAUGUUAUUACCAAAUUAGGUAGUUCAGUAGGUGAUGAUAAUUUAUUUAAAGCUAAAUUACCUGAUGAAGAUAGAAGAAAGUUCUGGAAACGUUGGGAAAAGGCUAUUGAUAGAGCUAAAGAUUGGUUAGAAGAUGAAUAG
Messenger RNA from Yamadazyma jaroonii, 1890 nucleotides. The record is from the annotation of a GenBank genome assembly. NCBI's taxonomy places the organism in Eukaryota, Fungi, Ascomycota, Pichiomycetes, Serinales, Debaryomycetaceae.